This is a messenger RNA of Osmia lignaria (orchard mason bee), 2348 nucleotides long. NCBI's taxonomy places the organism in Eukaryota, Metazoa, Arthropoda, Insecta, Hymenoptera, Megachilidae. The record is from RefSeq and is a predicted model, not a curated record.
CUGUGCUACAUAUAUGUAUGUAUAAGUUCAAAAGUUGUGAAGUUAGUGUUUGAUCAAUAUUCAGUUGCUCCAUAAAUUUUUACUAAACGACUGUUGUCAUAUUCAUUCUUUCUUUUAUUUAAGGUCAUACUAUAUUUGUGUACUUUUUGCAACAAUUAAUUACAUUAAAAUAUAGUUUAUAACUGUUAAUUUAUAAAAACUAUGCCUAGAAGACAAAUAAUAAAUCAAUAUGUGCAGGAAUGUUAUGUCUACAUGUAAAAAGAUGUCGAAAAAUCAAACAUAAGAUUGCAAACAUAAUACAAGAAAACAAUAUAAAACUGAAGAAUAACAUUGGAUUAUCAGAUAAUGGCUGGAAAAUAUGAAUCAAAUAAAAUAAUAUGCUUCAAUAGUUACAAAUACUUUCGUCAACCAAUUGUACCAUUUUUAAUGCACAAAACACAGGAUAUAACUUCUCCUGUGCGUUUUCAUCAUGAUGUAAAUGACAUACACCUAGUACUAAAUACAAUUAAAUCAGAGACACACAGAAAUGUGGGAACCCAAACAGAUUAUAGGGAUAGUGAAUCCCAAACUGUUCCUUGGGAACCACCGUUUAAAAUUAAAUCAGGACAUAAUCCUGAGUUAUUAUCAAUAGCUCAUUUAACUUGGAAUCAUGGAUUACCAGCUGGAACCUCUGAGGUAGAAAUUAUUAAUAGAAUGAGAAUCAGAAAGUCAUGGGAGGCAGUUCUUCCUCCUAUGGAUACUGCACUUAACAUAAAAAAGCGAGAAGCUAUAUUAACCACAUUGGAAAUAGAAGAGUGGGCAUUUAGAGAAUCAGAGAUUCAAGCAAUAAUGGAUUACAGACUUGAAUUAUUAAAUGAGAUAUCUAAACAACGCGAGUAUGAAAAACAACAAAAAUUGCAAGAUCGUUUUGAUAGAUUGGACAAAUAUUUAUCUACACGUAGGGAUAAAGAAAUAAAUGUUAUUAAAUAUAAUCUUAAACGAGAUCUGAGAAAAUUAUAUAAAAAACACCAGCAAAGUCAACAGCCCCGUAAACGUGAUAUUAUCAAGGAACAUUCUCAACUAUCAUCUGAAUUAUAUGCACCACAAAUGCGCCAUGGAGAACAUCCACAAAGAUGGCACGAAAUAUUACAAAAAGAUUUAUUGGGAGAAAAUUAUAUUGAAAAUAUAGAUAAUAUAUGUAGAUUGUCAGCACGAUUUCCAACAAUACAUAAAGAAUUGAAAAUGAUAAAACCCAAACUUAAGCCAGCUGAUCUUUGUAUCAGAGAAACAAGAUGGACCGAGAAGAAGCUGCAACAAUUGCAUUCUGAUUUGAAAACAGCCAGACUACAGGAAGAACAAAUACAGACUUCAACGUUAUUGAAACGCAAAUAUAGACAACCAUCUCUUCCUCCUACUCCAUAUAGAACAAGUACAGAAAAUGUGAAGAAUAUACAUAUAGAUCAAUUAUCUACUCUUAUACAGAAAAUAGUUAGAGGGAGAGCUGUUCAGUGCAUGAUGUUUGAAGGUCGCAAUAGAUGCAGAGAAUUAAUUCAAGAAUUGCAAUCAUCUCAUGGACUAGAACAAAACACUAAAAAGCAGCAUCAAGAAGAAAAAGAACGAAUGUUAAAUCUGCAACAUUUACAAAAUGAAAAAUCCAUGCAAGAAGAUCGUUUAAGCGAAGUUCUUAAUUGUUUAGAAGGAAUGACCAUCUCAGCAAUGUUAGAUUUUCUUAGUAAAGAACUUGUAAGAUUAGAAGAUGAACGUCGAAUACAUGCUUUCGCAUUAUUAGCUGAAAGAGAAAGAGCUAUGAGAGAAGCAGCAGAAGCUGGAAGGCGUCAGUUAGAAUAUAAUCGUCGUAGAGAGUUUGAUGAAAUGUUCAGGCAAACUAUAAAAGUUAAUCAAGAGUCUGUAGAAACCUAUCUAGAAGGCAUCAUCAAAGAAGGCAUUGAAUGGACAUCCGAUGAAGCGGCCAAAGAAUAUAUUUUAGAAUUAUGUGAUAAAGUGGAGAGUGUAUCAAAAUAUGCACAAGACAACGCAACACAAUUAGCAGAAGAAGAAAUGGUAGCUAAUAUGAUCUAUAACUUUCUAUUACCUGAAGUAGAAAAGGAUACUAUACGAAAAAAUAUAAGAGAAAAACAACAAGCUUAUUUGCAAAAUGCACACGCAACGAUUUAUAAUGAAAUAUUAAAUUUAUCACCUGUUGAAAAUACAAGUUCGUCGACUAAAAGUCAAAAUCUUCUUACACCGUGUACAUCACAGAAAUAAAAUAAGAAUUUUAGGGUCAUCCUUACAGGGUCACCAAUCGCUGAUUUUCGGAUCCAUCUUGUAAGAUUGUUAAGUAUUGAUAAAUUUCUUUUAUCAGUCUGUUU